GAUCCUCUAAUGCAAUUUCUGAUUUCUCCACCUCUGUCACGUUCGCAAGCUAUUUUUAUGCAUCAGUUUUGCUUGCACACUAGAUUAGUGCCAUUCUUGCCCGUUCUAGUUUUCAUUUUGGCUAUUUACAUGCAGAGCUCACCUAUUACUGCAAUCGAAUAAUUAUCUCCGGAAAAGUUCUAGUGGACAGUGAUGGACAACAUUGUAGAUUCUUUAAGUAAUGCAUAUAAGGAGUUUGUUGAAGCAGCCGCUACUGUGCUUGAGGCCAAGGAAAUUUCAGGUGGCCAAAAGACAGUGGCCACAGAUGCAGCAUUGGAGAACUUUAAACAGAGGUGGGAAUUGUUUAGGGUGGCUUGUGAUCAAGCAGAGGAGUUUGUGGAGUCUGUCAAGCAAAGGAUAGGCUCGGAGUGUCUGGUUGAUGAGGCCACUGGCUCUGUUGCUGGGAAGUCAGGUCAAGCCACAACUGGUCUUCCACCAAUAAGUGCUGUUCGGUUGGAGCAGAUGAGUAAAGCUGUUCGGUGGCUUGUGCUUGAGCUGCAGCACGGAGGAACAGCUGGUGGUUCAGUGCAUGCACAUCCUUCUGUUCCUUUUGAUACCAGGUUCUCUGAAGAUGGUGCUCAAUAAGUACUUAAAUAUAUUUCUUUCUGAAAUAGACAGUACUUUGUGUAACAAAUUGUGCUGACAGAUGUACUUAUUAGACUCUGAUGAUAAAAAUAGUGCAUUUUGAUGA
Molecule: messenger RNA, 730 nt
Organism: Mangifera indica (mango)
Lineage: Eukaryota; Viridiplantae; Streptophyta; Magnoliopsida; Sapindales; Anacardiaceae
Product: mediator of RNA polymerase II transcription subunit 32
Exons: 2
Coding region: 193-624 (143 amino acids)
Biological process (GO): regulation of DNA-templated transcription; root development; cold acclimation
Cellular component (GO): mediator complex
Source: RefSeq, a predicted model, not a curated record